Molecule: messenger RNA, 4730 nt
Organism: Erinaceus europaeus (western European hedgehog)
Lineage: Eukaryota; Metazoa; Chordata; Mammalia; Eulipotyphla; Erinaceidae
Gene: GALNT2
Product: polypeptide N-acetylgalactosaminyltransferase 2
Exons: 16
Coding region: 344-2059 (571 amino acids)
Cellular component (GO): Golgi apparatus
Source: RefSeq, a predicted model, not a curated record
GCUCGGCGUGCUGCAGCCAUGGAGACGCGGUAAUCCCCUCCUCCGUCCCAAUCCCGGCCCCCCGCAACCGCAGCCGAUUGGUCGCCCUUUGCUCCCUGACCCCCUGGCCUCCUCCGAGGCGGUGGCUUCCUGCUGGAAUAACGCGCGGAGGUUCAGUCCCGGGGCGGAGCUCGGCGCCGAGUCGCGCUGCCUGGCCCGCCACUGCAGAUAGAGCCCGCCGGAGGAGGAGCCGGUGCCGCGCCCUUCCCCUUCCUCCGCUCCUCCCCUCGCCUACACCCCGCCUGCCCGGCCGCAGACAGCAUUCAGGGCAGCGGCUGCCUCGGCCGGCGGCCGAGUUGGGAGAAUGCGGCGGCGCUCGCGGAUGCUGCUCUGUUUCGCCUUCCUGUGGGUGCUGGGCAUUGCCUACUACAUGUACUCGGGAGGCGGUUCUGCGCUGGCCGCCGGUGCUGGUGGCGGCACUGGCCGGAAGGAGGACUGGAAUGAAAUUGACCCAAUUAAAAAGAAAGACCUUCAUCAUAGCAAUGGGGAUGAGAAAGCACAAAGCAUGGAGACCCUCCCUCCAGGGAAAGUACGAUGGCGGGAAUUCAACCAGGAAGCUUACAUUGGAGGAACGAUGGUCCGCUCUGGGCAGGACCCUUAUGCCCGCAACAAGUUCAACCAAGUGGAAAGCGAUAAGCUUCGGAUGGACAGAGCCAUACCUGACACAAGACAUGACCAGUGUCAGCGAAAGCAGUGGCGAGUGGAUCUGCCAGCCACCAGCGUGGUGAUCACAUUUCACAAUGAAGCCAGGUCAGCCUUGCUGAGGACAGUGGUCAGUGUACUUAAGAAAAGUCCACCUCACCUCAUCAAAGAAAUCAUCUUGGUGGAUGACUACAGCAAUGAUCCUGAGGAUGGGUCUCUCUUGGGAAAAAUUGAGAAAGUACGUGUUCUCAGAAAUGAUCGAAGAGAAGGCCUGAUGCGUUCUCGGGUCCGGGGAGCUGAUGCAGCCCAGGCCAAGGUCCUUACGUUCCUGGAUAGCCAUUGUGAGUGCAAUGAGCACUGGCUGGAGCCCCUCCUGGAGCGGGUGGCUGAGGACAGGACCCGAGUUGUGUCACCUAUCAUCGAUGUCAUUAAUAUGGACAACUUUCAGUAUGUGGGAGCAUCUGCAGACUUAAAAGGCGGUUUUGACUGGAACUUGGUGUUUAAAUGGGAUUACAUGACCCCUGAGCAGAGAAGAUCCCGGCAAGGCAACCCAGUUGCCCCCAUAAAAACCCCCAUGAUUGCUGGAGGUUUAUUCGUGAUGGAUAAGUUCUAUUUUGAAGAGCUGGGGAAAUAUGACAUGAUGAUGGAUGUGUGGGGUGGAGAAAACUUGGAGAUCUCGUUUCGUGUAUGGCAGUGUGGUGGCAGCCUAGAAAUCAUCCCUUGCAGCCGUGUGGGACAUGUAUUCCGGAAGCAGCACCCCUACACUUUCCCAGGUGGCAGCGGCACUGUCUUUGCUCGUAACACCCGUCGGGCAGCAGAGGUCUGGAUGGAUGAAUACAAAAAUUUCUAUUAUGCAGCCGUGCCUUCUGCCAGAAAUGUUCCUUAUGGAAAUAUUCAGAGCCGACUGGAACUCAGGAAGAAACUUAGCUGCAAACCUUUCAAAUGGUACCUUGAAAAUGUCUAUCCAGAAUUAAGGGUUCCUGACCAUCAAGAUAUAGCUUUUGGUGCCUUGCAGCAGGGAACCAACUGCCUGGACACUUUGGGACAUUUUGCUGAUGGUGUUGUUGGAGUCUACGAGUGUCACAAUGCUGGUGGGAAUCAGGAAUGGGCAUUGACAAAGGAGAAGUCAGUGAAGCACAUGGACUUAUGCCUGACUGUGGUGGACCGGGCACCUGGAUCACUUAUAAAGCUGCAGGGCUGCCGAGAAAAUGACAGCAGACAGAAAUGGGAACAGAUCGAAGGCAAUUCCAAGCUGCGACAUGUAGGCAGCAAUCUCUGCCUGGACAGCCGUACAGCCAAGGCUGGGGGCCUCAGCGUAGAGGUUUGCAGCCCUACCCUGUCUCAGCAAUGGAAGUUCUCACUGAACCUGCAGCAGUAGGAGAGCCAGGAGACCAGGCCAUCCUUCUGCACCAUCCAGCUGAGUUUGAUGAUCAUGUACUUGAUUAUGUUUCUUAAACUUUCCACAGAACUAUAUACCUCAGUAUUCCAUCGUGGUCUGAAAAUCAGAGAACUUCAGCAAAACAAGGGGGAUUGAACAGACCCAACAGAGGCAAGAGAAGAGAACUGUUCUCAUCUCACAGGACACAGCCAGGCCCUUUUCCAGGGCAUACGAUGCCCCACCUCUUCCCAGCUUCUGCUGAGCAACAUCCCUAGCCACAGAGGCAAAGGAGCAGUAGAAAGUUGGCCUGAGCUCAUACAAGGUGAAGGAAGGAUGGGAUGUAUUUGCUCCAUUAUAGCAAGGAGAACUCUUUGGAAUUCUCCACUUUUGAUCCCAUCAAAAUCUCAGUAUGGUAUGGUUUCCACAGAAUUGAAUCACAUCACUUUGUUUGCUGGUUUAUAUUAUACCCACCACAUCCACCACUCCUAUGUUCCCAGUUGUCUUCCUAGCUCAGAGUCGUGUAUCCUUUCCCCCCAUCCCGCCCCACCCCAUGAUGUUCUUGCUAUAUUUGAAUAUGAACUUUUCUAUGGCGGGACAGUAAAUAUAAAUAUAUAUAAAGAAAGAAUGUAUGGGCAGUUCCCUAUAGUUUCUAUAGGUAAUCUUCAUCAUGUAAAUUCUCCACAGAGCAGUUCACAGCAUGAAGAGGAAGGACUGGAGUCCUGUGGGGCCAGAGUCUUCUGGAGGGAGGAAAUGGUCUCCUUUGUCCCCUGGAGGCUUAUCCAUGAGUAGGUGCUACUAUGGCUAACUGAGAUCUCUCCUGCAUCUGGCCCUAGAGCUAGCAAUGUCUAGAGUCCCUAGAUCUCCAGCUUUUGGCCAUGGCCUCUCUGUUCAGCUUCAUCUUGGGAGUGACUGCUAUGUGCAGAAAUCCGCUUUGUGUGCUUUUGAUAUCCAUAAACCUAGAUGUGCUACUUAUUUGACAGAUAUUAUUUUGAGUCUGUUUAAAUUUAAUUUCUUUUCUCUAAGGAAAAAGAAAACUAAUCUAACAGCACCCAAUGACAGUAGGAAGCUGGCAGGCUUGCACUUGAUAAUUCUGGUGCACUAGCAGUACUGUCAAGGUACCCUAGUCCCUGGAACUGGCCUGCCACUCUCCCCUCAUACCACCCCACAGGUCCAGGUGACUACCUCAGGAGCUUUGUGUCAAGAAUUAGUAAAGCUGGAAACCAAACACCUUGGUUAUUGACGUUGGGUAUUUAGGGCACAAAGCAGGAGCCUUGUGGUUAGGAAGCAGAUGUCAGCAUAAACCAUGAGACAGUGAUAAACUAAGUCAUAGCAGGAAGAGAUGCUUGGGUUCCUUGUCUCAAGAACUCAAAACAUCCUUGUCAAAUUCUCCCUGCAUUUGCAGUGUCCCCAUUUGCAGUAACAAACCAAUGAUUCCUUAAUUAAUUUUGUAAUUGCUGCCCCCCUUCUUUCUACACUGACCUUUCUAGAACAGCCCCCAAGAGGCUAAAUGUGUCCAAUAUCCCAAGAGUUGCUGUGUGGUGGGACAUGCUUCAUAGAUGUGCAUCUUUAAGGCCUUUUUUGGAAGGACUGGAGACUCCAGAGUGAGAAGUUGCCCCAGAAGGUUCUUUUAGUUUGAUUGUUUAUAUGCUACUCUGAUUUAUUUUAGACAAGUAAACAUUGUUGACUUCUCUUCCUCUACUACAAAAGGCCCACCUGUGGUUACUAUAUGACAGUGGGCUUGGGUGUGGAGACCUACCUGACUGGAUGAUUCUGUCCUGUCUUUCUCUUUCUGCCCCCACCCCCCCACCCCCCAUUAAGCAUACAAGUAUAUUUUAGUGGACAGAGAAACCAUAACUGGAUUAACUCUGCACACUUACAUCUUUAGUCUUAAAAGUACAAGUGGGUUCUUAGAAAAAGCUCUAAGGACUUGUGCAAGGCUGUUGAAUGGGGAUGGGUGAGAGUGUGAAAUAGUGGACAGACUGUGUCACUGUGUGGUAUACUUGACCAGAGGAUCUGGAUCCCCUUAUUAGACUUUUCCACCUGUGAAAUAAUGCUACUGUUAGGGGAAAAAAUAAUUCUCUUGAUGAAAAAUAAAACUAUCUUUGAUAUAAAACACAUCACAAUCCAGUUCUUGAUAAAAUCUCUUGAUGAAAUCUUUCCCUGUACACAUAAGUCCUGCCAGCCUUUGUACCCCUGGGACAGGUUCAUUCAGUCUCUUGGGAAGCCCUGCCCAUCCCUAAGCUGAUGAGAGCAGUGACCUUGAAUGAGCAAAGAUGGGCUAUGAGGGCUCCCUCAAGGUGAGCUAUGUUUAUGUUUACAUGACACAGUGUGCCAAAGUGACUUACUAUGGCUGCAUUAUUUUUUAGUCAUCAGGACUACUCUACCCCCCCACUCCUGUUUCUACAAAUAAAGAUUCUUUCCUAAAAGCCGUUUGAGCAAAGUGUGCAAAGUUAGUUGUCUUCUGUGUGAUGGUCUUCCUUACGUCUUCAUAAAAGCUACAGUAAUGGUAUCUGUGAGUAUGUUUUGCAAAUUCAAAAUAUAGUUUGGUACUUUUUUCCAGUUGAUUUUUAAAAGAACUGCUGUACAGGGCUUGUACAUUUUCCAUUUUAUAGAUGGAAACCAUCCUUGAAAAAAUGUUUAACUUAAAUAAAAAGAAGAUACUUUAUAGAUA